GAAUUAAACACACAUCUGUACCGUCCUGCUCUUGAAACGCUCCACACACUCAUAAGAACAUCUACGUCGUCCAUGACUUCCGUUCCAAAACCACUCAAGUUUCUAGGCCCACAUUAUUCUGGCCUCCAGGAACUAUUCGAGACAUGGCCCGCAUCCGAAAACAAGAGUCUAUUCGCCCAUAUUCUCUCUGUUCUCGCUAUGACAUACUCCGAUACUGAAUCACGAGGAACCCUCCGCUACCGUAUUCUUUCUGCAUCUCUCCUCCCUCCUACAUCCAAAAUCUCUGAACCAGGUUCUUGGGGGCACGAAUGCGCCCGUCAUAUUACUGUUGAACUAGGAGGGGAGUAUACCAUCCGUCAAGAGGGUGAAGAAGCAGUCCCCCUACCAGUAUCAGAGGCUGAUUCAGGCGCGCCUAAAUCAAAGCCCGCUCCGGUCCCUCCUCCCGAGGAUGUCACUUUCUUGCGCACGAUACACAAGAUCUACCUUCGAUUCUCGAAAUUCCCCGAAGCUCUCAGUGUCGCGAUCCGCCUUAAUGACGCUGCACUCAUCCGACAAGGCGUCAAUGCCUCUGAGAACCCGGUAAUGAAGAAGCAGCUUGCUUUUCUUCUUGCGCGUCCACAAAUUCCCAUCGAAUGGCUGAAAGCGUCUGCUUCAGAAGACGCAGACGCAGAUGAUGAAUACCCAGAAGACAUCCCAAAGUGCCUAAGCACCACACAGCUCAGUAGACACUUGAAGGAGUUCGGAAAAGAGGUGGGCGUCGCAGAUCCGAAGAGCCUUGAAGAUGUACACAAGAGUCAUCUUGAGACUACGAGUACGUUCCACUUUUUGUACUUCUGUCUCCGCUCGUUAGCAAGGCAUAGCUCCCAUCCCUCCUCGACCCGAAAGCACUAUCACUCGUGA
This is a messenger RNA of Suillus subalutaceus, 900 nucleotides long. RefSeq names its product 26S proteasome regulatory subunit rpn-1. Gene Ontology annotation, biological process: proteasome-mediated ubiquitin-dependent protein catabolic process. The record is from RefSeq and is a predicted model, not a curated record. The annotation marks the transcript as partial. The transcript is spliced from 3 exons. NCBI's taxonomy places the organism in Eukaryota, Fungi, Basidiomycota, Agaricomycetes, Boletales, Suillaceae. Gene Ontology annotation, cellular component: proteasome regulatory particle, base subcomplex; proteasome storage granule; nucleus.